CAUUCGACAGAAGUUGCCGCCAUGCUCCGUCAUUCGAUCGCCGCUUUCCUGCUUCUGGCUACGUGCAAAGGGCUGAAGUACCCGCACUACGAGCAGGUGUUUCGUGAUCCUGCCACCUACGACAUGCUGUACAGUUCCGCGUCCGGCCCCAUCAACGAGACGUGGUACUUCAACCGGAAGGUCAACCUCACCGCCCUCGUACUGCCCUCGCAAAUUGUCAGCUACUGCCAGAGCGGAAACCAGUCAGCAGGUUCGUGGGCUAAGUCACCUUACGAGGAGAAUCUGGAGGUCCGCGUCUACGAGAGCAGCCAGGGGUCGGCCGCUGGCGGGCGGCUGGUGGCGGUGGGCAGGUACCUGGGGAACGCGACCUCUGGCGAGGAGCUGAGGGUCACGCUGGUGGCGGCGGCGGGCGCCAAAGUGAACGCUUACAGCAGCCUCAUGCCGCAGCCACCCACCAUGGCAGCCUACAACGGCACCAGCGGCAGUCCCAGCUACGUCGUCAGCGUCGCCUUCAAGAACUCCGGGCUGUACCCCUGGUACCUGCGGCGCGACCUCGCCACGCUGUCACCGCUUACCGAGAUAAACAACGAGCAGGGAUUCGUCAUCGGACUCGCCUUUGUGCUCGUGUGAGGGACCUAUCUUGUUCCUACUGUGUAGUCGGGGCAGACGCCAGGGAAACGGCCUAUCAAGUCGUACGUAAGUCGUUUAGCUGAGUCAACACAGUGAGGUUCUGCUAAGAAAAAGUUAUCGCAGUACAUAAGAAAAACAAUGUGCAAAUAAAUGAGCAGCAACUGUGUCGACAAUAAAAGGUUUAAAAUAAAU
Messenger RNA from Schistocerca cancellata (South American locust), 822 nucleotides. RefSeq lists its product as uncharacterized. The transcript is spliced from 3 exons. The record is from RefSeq and is a predicted model, not a curated record. The coding region runs from base 22 to 630 and encodes 202 amino acids. Lineage: Eukaryota; Metazoa; Arthropoda; Insecta; Orthoptera; Acrididae.